Molecule: messenger RNA, 519 nt
Organism: Acomys russatus (golden spiny mouse)
Lineage: Eukaryota; Metazoa; Chordata; Mammalia; Rodentia; Muridae
Product: interleukin-3-like
Exons: 5
Coding region: 1-519 (172 amino acids)
Biological process (GO): immune response
Cellular component (GO): extracellular region
Molecular function (GO): growth factor activity; interleukin-3 receptor binding
Source: RefSeq, a predicted model, not a curated record
AUGGUUUUUGCCAGCUCUACCGCCAGCAUCCUCUCCAGGCUGCUCCUGGUCACAAUGCUGUUCCACCAGGGACACCAAGCUCCAACUCCGCCCUCAGAGACCACCUGCAGUUCGCCCUCAGGCAAGACUUUGACUUGCAAGUCUAUUGCCGAUGAGAUCAUAGGUGAACUAGAUAAGAACCCGGUCCCCGAGCUUGAGCUCUAUGAUCAAAUGAGAAGGCUGGAGGAUGAGAACUUGCAGAGAGAAAACCUGUGCGAAUUCCUGAAAAUGCGAGAGGCAUUGGACCCCAUGGACAACAACAUUACUAUCAAAGCCAAUCUUGAGAAACUCAAGUGCUGCCUGUCCCCACCUGUGGGCAGUCCUAAGUAUGCAGCCGUUGUCAUUCAGAAUGAUUUGGUUGACUUCAAGAGGAAUCUGAGGUUCUUUGUGGACCACCUUACCAAUCUGCUGCCAGUACCAAGAUCUGACUCUGUCACUUCAGGCCCCGUGAUCAAGGGUUGUCAGAAAGGCAGUGAUUAG